AUUGUAGUUAGACAACAAACAUAUACGUAAACGUGCACUUUGAGUGUGGGAGUGACGUCACGGACGCCAAGUUAGCCUAUGCUUGUUGCUAUUGUUUACUAUCAAAUAAAUUAAAAAACGUAUACAAUAAGAAGAAGUGUAUUAUGAAAAGUUAAAGCUUAACCUAGUACAUCACAUAAAACGUUAUUAGUGUUCUAGUGCAGUGUAUUAUAUAAAAAACUUAAAACUAUUUACAACUAAACUUAAAACUAUUUUAUAUCUACCCUAAACAUAAAAAUAUAAACAUUUAUCGGUGCACAUUCUCCUAAACAAACUGCUGAAGUGAUACCAAAGUGCGCAUAAUACUCUGUUUACCCCAGUGUCGAUACAUGGUGUUAGUCAACCGUAAGACUCCCAUCUAACCAUAACCGCACACAAAGUUGUGAAAAGCGCCAUCUUUCGAUACUCCACGGAAUUUGUAUCGAUUGCUUCCUGCAUUAAGACACAUUAACAUCAUGCCUGCAUCUAAGUGUGGUGGUUGCGAGAAAUACAUGUCGCCGAUAGAUGCCGCUACAUGCAGCAAGUGCGGUCGCUUACACCAUCGAGCUUGCGUCGGUCUGCCUGCACAGGGUUGUAUUGCGCCAGCUUGGUGUUGUCCGGAUUGCCGGAGGAACCAGGUUAGGGACAAUGGGGCGGAGACGCCCGUUAGAGGUAUGGGAAAUUCUGUCCUUCCAAAGCAGCAGAGCCCUGAGGAGUUGAUGGACACCAGCCAGUUAAAUUGUACCACGCUGGAUGCCACUAUAAACUUCUCCCCGGACUUGGCUGAUGAGCUUCGGCUGUUCAAGGAGGAACUUCGUGCAGAGUUUCGCCUCAUGCACAAGGAAUUCCUUAAAUUGCGAACAGAAAUGGCGCAGCUGAAAGACGCCCUAAAUACCUCAUGUGAGCGUAUGGACACGAUUGAGGCGCGAGUAGAAGCUCUCGAGAUAAAACACGAGCAGAAAAUCUUGCCGACACACAACGACCACGUCGAUAACACUAUCGCUGAAUUGAAGUGCCAGCUUAACGAGCGUGAUCAGGAGUUGUUGCUCAACGAUAUUGAGAUCACAGGUAUCCCCGAGUGUAAAGACGAGAGCACCCUUCACCUCGUAAAAGUUAUAGGUGUAAAACUCGGCAUCGCAUUAGACGAGAGGGACCUCGUCCAUGCCGAGCGAGUGGGAGCUACGCACCGCAACCGGGUUGCUGCCUCGGAUACCACUAAUCCUGCUGACCCCGCUACGCAACGGCCGCGGAGUAUAUCGGUGCGCCUGGCAAGGCGCGCAACCCGCGACUCGCUACUGCGUGCGGCCCGAGUGCGCCGUGGCCUGAGUACAGAUGCACUUGAUAUGCCUGGGCCGCCGCACCGUGUUUACAUCAACGAACGCCUCACGCGGGCCAAUCGCCAGCUAUUCUAUCGCGCCCGCCAGGCAGGGAGCUUGCAUAACUGGAAGCACGUGUGGACAAGGGACGGAAAAAUUUUAGCUCGUAAGGAUGAUGGUUUGAGGGUGGAACGUAUUAGACGUGAAGAAGAUGUUGCCAAAAUUUUUGGCUAAAGAACAGUUUGCGGCUUAAAGUGUGCUCAACUCAUACAACAAUUCCUACUGUCUUUUUAUUAUUGUUAUAUUUGUCUUCGUGUUUAUUUGUAUUACUCAAUUCUAUUCGUCUUUUGCAUUCUUGUCUUUCAAGCUUGUCUUACCGCUUAAUAACUAUUGAGAACGAAUGGUGCGCAUUUCCUGCACUAACGAAUGGGAGUCCUCUUGGUUGUGUUGUUAUACACCUGAUUUUGUUUUGCUCUCAGCAACACUGGUCUGGAUUUGGAUUUGUGAGCAGGGAAUAUUACUGGUGCAUCUAUAGCUUACACGCAUCACACACACACAAAAAUGCAGUUAUGGUUUCCUACCCAUCAUUAUACAUUAAACAAACUUACUUAUAUAACUAUAUACUUCUUAUUUAUAUGAAAACUAUUUACCCUUUUACUACAAUAAGUAACACAAAUGAUUUUAAACUCACAAAUGAAAUGAUUUUCAAAUUCAUAAUAUUUACAUUAUUCGUAAUUUCCUAUUUUUACAAUUUUAUUUUACUCAAAUUCGCAUAUUAUUAUUAUUUAUUCGUUUUAAUUUUAUUCCUAAGGAAAUAUUAUUUAUUUAAAUUUAUUGUUAUUUACAGCACCCGUUUACAAUUGUUACGUAGGAUUAAGGUUUAUAUUAUCAUUUUGUUGGUCCCUAUUGACUGUAAAGGCGUUGAUCUAUUUUGUCGGCAUCGGAGUUUUGUUUUUGCAAUUAUAAAACAUUAUAUUAUGUAUGCCCGAUAAAUAUUUAAAAAUUGGUUUGUUAAACGUGGGUUCCCUCGGUACGAAGCACGAUGAUUUUGUAGCAUCAGUGGUAAGUCACUCAUUUGAUAUAGUCGCAGUCAAUGAGACCUGGUUACGGCCGGGGGAGGAGGGUCGCGCGCCCACCGUGCCGGGCUACCGUCUGCGUCACACGCCGCGACCUUUGACUGUGCGUGGAGGUCGUGGCGGUGGUGUGGGUUUUUACCUCAAGCGCGGUCUGACUGUGCGCGCCUGUUCUACACCAACUGACCCUAGAUACGAGUCUAUCGAACAAAUGUGGAUUACCCUUUCUUUGAAUGGAGUCAAACUCGCUAUAGGCACAGCGUAUCGUCCCCCUCGCUCCGGUCUGGACCUCUUCCUAGAUGCCAUUACCGACACCAUCAGUUCACUAGCUAAAUGUGACCACUACGUACUACUUGGCGAUUUUAAUGUUGAUAUGUUGAACACUGGUUGCCAAGCUCGGAGAGUAUGUCAAUUUUUAAAUAGUCUGAGCCUUAAGCAAUUAGUUGACACCCCCACCCAUUUCACGGAUCAUAGUCAAACGCUGAUCGACCUUGUUUGCACUAACAUCAACAACACAUCUGUCUGUGUUGAACCGUUCGGUGUAAUACAUGGUCACUCACUAGUGAUAUGCAAACUUAACAUAAAACGUAUUAAGUACAAACCUCACACGGUGGCCUACAGACCAAUUAAAAAAAUAAAUAGGGAAUUUUUUUAUGACGAUCUGGCGCAUUUAGACUGGCAAAUUGUUCGUGAUUUGCCAAAUGUAAAUGACAUGGUUGACGCACUGAACCGGAAUAUUGUGUCUGUCUUCGAUAAGCAUGCCCCAGUCAAGACUUGCUUGAUUAAAGAUCACUCAUGGCCAUGGAUAACAGAUACAAUAAAGUACAUGAUGCGUUUGCGUAAUGAGGCCCUCGCCAAGUAUCGUACAACAAAGUCGGAAUCAAAGAAGGUAUAUUAUAAACAAUUAAAAUCACUUGUGUCCAGUUCCUUAUUUUAUGAAAAAGUUGCAUAUUUUAAAUUAAACAUAAAUAACAAAAUUAACGAACCUAAAACAUUAUGGAAAAAUUUGAAAAGUACCGUAUUACCACCUAAACCAUUUAAUGACCUUCCAAGUCACUUUAGAGACCCCGAUCAAAUAAAUUCUAAUUUUUUGAAUGUUCCUGGUAAUCCAAAUUCUAACGUAACCGUAUGUACCUUUUUUGAAUCUCACCGCUUUAGUGAUGCGAGUUUCUCACUGCAUCCGGUGACUACCGAUCAAGUUUUGCGAUCAUUUGUUCAAUUGAAAUCGAAUGCAGAAGGUUGUGACGGGAUAACACUUGACAUGCUUACAUUGACAUUUCCACAUACAAUAGAAGUCAUCACAGAUAUUAUUAAUGCGUCGAUUGUCUCUGCAACGUUCCCAGACAUCUGGAAAAUUGCAAGUGUUAGACCCCUCCCAAAAAUAGCCAACCCUACUGAACUCAAAGAUCUCAGGCCCAUAAGCAUAUUACCAUGUUUAUCCAAAAUUGCUGAAAAAGCAAUCUGUCAGCAGUUGUCGCGGUAUUUGGAGGAAAACAAUAUACUUCCGGAGCUGCAGUCAGGAUUCCGCAAGCAACGUGGUACUUCGACCGCUUUGCUGGAUGUGACGGAUAACAUCUUGUCUGCGCAGGACAGGGGCAUGUGCACAAUUCUGGUUUUGCUAGAUUUUUCACGUGCUUUUGACUGCAUAAAUAUUGAGUUGCUUCUCUGUAAGCUUAAGUAUUACGGAUGUGACGACAAUGCUAUAAAAUGGUUUCGGAGCUAUCUGAGCAAUCGGCAGCAACGUGUUGAGGUACGACUGAGCAAUGGGUCAACCUUGACCUCAUCACUAACCCCCGUCAAUAGAGGAGUUCCGCAGGGCUCAAUACUGGGCCCCCUGAUCUUCAUUUUAUAUUGUGCUGACAUCAUAAACUCGCUAAAACGAUGUAGGUAUCACAUUUAUGCUGAUGAUGUGCAAGUUUAUAUCUCGUUUGAUCCUAGUGAACAUCUAAACGCUCUGAGAGACCUGAACGAAGAUCUUAACAGGAUAGCAAAUUGGGCAGAGGACAACGGCUUGGUACUUAACCCUACUAAAACUAAAUACAUGUUAUUUGGAACAAAAUGUCAAAUAAGUGUCUUGCCGUCAACAUUAAACGUUGUCCUGAUGGGUGAGUCGGUUGACCGAGUUAAUGAAGCACGUAAUUUGGGUCUGACCAUGGAUGCAGAGUUGAGGUAUGAGGCGCAUGUGGCGGGGUCGGUGCGCACGUGUUUCUACCGGCUUAAGGUCCUUUAUAAAAUAAGGCCUUAUUUGUCGGAGGAACUGCGUGUGCGGCUGGUUGAGUCACUUGUGCUUUCUAAUCUUAGCUAUGCUGAUACAGUUUAUGGUCCACGAUUGCUAGCACGAACGGAACGCCUGAUCCAGAGAGUGCAAAACGCCUGCGCCAGAUUCUGCUUCAAAAUACCACCAAGAAGUCACGUCACUCCCUUUAUCAACCAACACUCCAUCCUUAAGAUGAAAUCACGCCGCAAGUUGCACUUGGCUUGCCUACUCUUCGGAGUUAUAAAGUACAAAGAACCGUCCUACUUGUACAAUAAACUCAGCUGGAUUGGUAGUAACAGACAACGCUCAGUAAGACAAUGCUCACAGCAACUUUCCACGGAACCGCACAGUACUGCGGCCUUCAGAGGCAGUUUUAGGUACGCAGCUACUAAAUGUUGGAACAAUAUUCCCCCGCCAAUAAGAAAUAUCAAAACUCUUGGUACUUUUAGAAUACACCUUCGAAAAUUCCUAAUUGAUUCACAAAAAGAACUUGGUAUGACGAUCUCAAACACGUCCAUAAUAUA
This is a messenger RNA of Spodoptera frugiperda (fall armyworm), 5188 nucleotides long. RefSeq lists its product as uncharacterized. Lineage: Eukaryota; Metazoa; Arthropoda; Insecta; Lepidoptera; Noctuidae. Bases 495 to 1568 code for a protein of 357 amino acids. The record is from RefSeq and is a predicted model, not a curated record. The transcript has a single exon.